GACAGGUCGGAGAGAGAAAAAGAAACAAAAAGCAGCGAGCGAGCGAAGAAGAUAGAUAGACUUGUGUUGUAUUGUACCCACCACAACAACAAUCAAUUUUAAACAAUUUAUAAUAAUAUUAAUAUUAUUUAUUACAUUAUUCCCUUUAUUCCAAUUCUAUUUCCAUGGGUUUCUCCUUUUCUUCUUCUCUCUUCAAUUGUUGUUUUUUUAAGUGUUAGAUUACAAAUUGGGUCAACAAACUCAACUGCUGAUCCUCAUCAUCGGAUAAUGGACGGCGCCGAUCACCUCCUUCAUCAUUCUGCUGCCGAUGAAGACGAGCCUUCCUCUUCUGGGAUUUCGUGCUCCAUUUGUCUCGAUACGGUGUCGGAUAAUGGGGCUAGAUCUACAGCUAAGCUCCAAUGUGGCCAUCAAUUUCACCUCGAUUGUAUUGGCUCCGCAUUUAAUAUGAAAGGAGCAAUGCAAUGUCCGAAUUGUAGAAAGGUUGAGAAAGGUCAAUGGCUGUAUGCAAACGGGUCUAAUCGCGUGUUACCAGAGAUGAGCAUGGAUGAUUGGAUUCCUGAUGAAGACAUCUAUGAUCAUCUAACUAGUUUUUCUGAAAUGCAAUAUAGACUUCAGUGGUGUCCGUACGAAUUAGGACGAGUUGGUCCACCUUUUGAGGAAGUAGAAUCUCCGUCAACCACCUAUUAUGACCCAAGGGGACACCAUUCUGUAUAUGCUGAACAAACUGCUGCAUCAUCAGUGGCUCAUUCGUAUGUUGCAUAUGUUGGACAACUCCCUCCAAAUGCAUCAAGAUCUAAUGAGAGCAUUGACGAUACUAAUUUUAAUCAUCACUGGAAUGGUCUAUCCGGACGCCAUGAUAUCAUCAGUACCCAUGCUUUUCCUGCCAUUAAUUUCCAAUACCAUACUACUUGGGGCCGCGGCUCCCCUCCUUUCUCUAUAUCUAGCACACACAUAAAUAAUGUGGACCCAGCAUCUGUUCCUCUUCCAUAUAGAUCUUCUAAUGGCGAACCAGAUACAAGAACAAGGUCCACGUCUUUGCACCCAAUUAUGUUUGGUAACGGAUCUGGUCCGUCCGGUGGCAGUUCAUUUGUCUCCUCACUCGUUCCUCGUCAUCCAGGAAGCAAUGCUCGGACCAAUGAAAGGAUCCACAGCUUCCAUCGUCAACAGUCAAGCAGUUUGCCUGGUAUUCCUUCACCUAUCAUUCAUGGUAUUAGAAGAUUUGACAGUCCUAGGGGAUUGCCGAUAGUAGUGCCAGCACCCCCUCAACGAGAUCAUAGCGGUGGCUUGGUAAUCCUUCCUCCAAAUUCAUCCAGCCAGAACUCACAAGAAGCCGAAAAUCCGAUGCCAAAUCAUUAUCGGGCCUGGGAAAGAGAGCAUUUGCCUCCUUUUCAGCAAUCAUUUGAUGGCUGGGGAUCAUUUCAUCAUAAUGCUGGUGGUGGCCCGAAUCUGGGCAACAGAUCUGGCAGCUUUUGGCAUGGCCACUCUUAGAGAAUCUGAUCAGAAGACUGCAAUUGCAAAAGGCUGUGUGUGAAUGAACAAUUAUCUUAUUCUGGAAACAUUUGUCUAUUUUGCAAUUCAGGUGACAAAAACAUAAAUUACAAUUGAUUCUGGUCCAAUUUUUGUAAAUUUAAUCAAACUCGACUGUCAUGUGGCUUUCGAAACUGUAUAAAGUUAUUUUCUCAACAUUCCAUUA
This is a messenger RNA of Mercurialis annua (annual mercury), 1693 nucleotides long. Its product is annotated as E3 ubiquitin-protein ligase RFI2. The coding region runs from base 268 to 1488 and encodes 406 amino acids. The transcript is spliced from 6 exons. Lineage: Eukaryota; Viridiplantae; Streptophyta; Magnoliopsida; Malpighiales; Euphorbiaceae. The record is from RefSeq and is a predicted model, not a curated record. Gene Ontology annotation, molecular function: ubiquitin-protein transferase activity.